This is a messenger RNA of Odobenus rosmarus divergens (Pacific walrus), 1154 nucleotides long. RefSeq names its product caspase recruitment domain family, member 8 (gene CARD8). The transcript is spliced from 7 exons. Gene Ontology annotation, biological process: regulation of apoptotic process; regulation of canonical NF-kappaB signal transduction. Gene Ontology annotation, cellular component: NLRP3 inflammasome complex. Lineage: Eukaryota; Metazoa; Chordata; Mammalia; Carnivora; Odobenidae. The record is from RefSeq and is a predicted model, not a curated record. Gene Ontology annotation, molecular function: cysteine-type endopeptidase activator activity involved in apoptotic process. The annotation marks the transcript as partial.
CUUGUAAAAGUAAUCAAUUUCUAGGACCUGAAGGAAAUGUGGAUAUUGAGUUGAUUGAUAAGAAUGCAAACAGAUACAGCGUCCACUUCCCCAUGGCUGGCUUCUAUCUAUGGCCAGCGACACACCUUGGCUUCUUGGUAACAGCAGCGGUGACCGUGAGGAUUGCAUUCGAUUCUUGGGGUCAGCAUCUGGACCUGAAGUUACAGCACGAGGAGCAGUGGAUGGUGGCAGGCCCUUUGUUUGAGGUCUCCGUGGAGCCCGAGGGGGUCAUUACUGAAAUCCACCUCCCCCACAUCAUCUCCCUCCCAGCAAAUGAGGUCGAUAUCUCUUGGUUCCAAGUUGCCCAUUUUAAGGAUGAAGGGAUGGUCCUAGAGCCGCCAGCCCGAGUGAAGCCUUUCUGUGCAGUCCUGGAAAACCCCAGCUUCUCUCUGAUGGGGAUCCUGCUGAGAAUCGCCAGUGGGACCAGUGUUUCAGUCCCCAUCACUUCCACGGUCCUGAUCUAUUAUCACUUCCACCCUGAAGAUUCUAAAUUUCACUUGUACCUUAUCCCCAGCGACUCCUUGCUAAGGAAGGCAAUAGAUGAUGAAGAAGCUAAGUUUCAUGGUGUGCGUCUGCAGACCUCACCCCCAGUGGAUCCCCUGAAGUUUGGUUCCCGUUACAUUGUGUCCAGUUCACCUCACCUGGAAAUAAUGCCCGAGGAGUUGAAAUUAUCCUACAGGAGUCCUGGAGAAAUCCAGGUAUUCGCUAAAGUCUAUGCUGGGAAGAUGGAGGAACCAAUUGUACUUGAAGUUACUGACAAAAGACACAAGACUUUGGUCUGGCGCACUUUGGUGAAGCCAGUGGACCUCAAGUUUCAUGCUGCAUUGGUCCCUCCUCCUUUCUCAGUCGUGGCCUUUAUGAAGGAGUACCGCCGGCAGCUGCAAGCCAGGCUGGGGGACCUGAAUGGAGUACUGGAUGAUCUUCAGGACAGUGAGGUCUUCACUGAGGAAGAGAAGGAGCUGGUGCAGCAGUUGCCAACACAGCAGAGGAAGAAUGAAACCUUGCUGAGGAUGGUGGAGAAGAAAGGGCCCCAGGCCCUGGAGAUACUCUUCAGGAGCCUUAAUCAAAGAGAUCCUUACCUGAUGUCCUACCUCAGCCAGCAGAGUUUACAAUGA